GCAGUCACACUGUUGUGCUUGCCUGGCCGCAUCAGCUGCUGUCUAAAGGGGAAUAUUCGUCACUUGUGAUAAAAUUACAUUAUUUUUCACACCCAAGCAGACCGCUUCUUGUUCCGCCAUUUUCACCCUACUCCACAUAAAUCUUCCUUUCUACACAAACCGUCUGGAGGAGGAUCAGCGAACAUGUUCUACACCUGUGGUCCUAACGAGGCUAUGGUGGUGUCAGGUUUCUGUCGCUCUCCUCCUCUGAUGAUCCCCGGAGGCCGAGUGUUCGUCAUCCCGUGCAUUCAGCAGAUACAGAGGAUUUCUCUGAACACUCUGACUCUGAACGUGAAGAGCGACAAGGUCUACACCCGCCACGGGGUGCCCAUCUCUGUCACGGGGAUCGCUCAGAUGAAGAUCCAGGGUCAGAACAAACAGAUGCUGGCUGCAGCCUGCCAGAUGUUCAUGGGGAAAUCAGACGCAGAGAUCGCUCGGAUCGCCUUGGAAACGCUGGAGGGACACCAGCGGGCCAUCAUCGCCCACCUGACUGUCGAGGAGAUCUACAGGGACAGGAAGAAGUUCUCCGAGCAGGUUUUUAAGGUGGCCUCCUCUGACCUGGUCAACAUGGGCAUCAGCGUGGUCAGCUACACGCUCAAAGACGUUCACGACGACCAGGAUUAUCUGCACUCGCUGGGGAAGGCUCGGACAGCUCAGGUUCAGAAAGACGCUCGCAUCGGUGAGGCCAAGAACAAGAGAGAUGCUGUGAUCAGGGAAGCCCACGCCAUGCAGGAGAAAGUCUCCGCUCAGUACAAGAAUGAGAUCGACAUGGCGAAGGCUCAGAGGGACUACGAGCUGAAGAAGGCGGCUUAUGACAUCGAGGUUAACACUAAGAAAGCUGAGUCCGAGAUGGCCUACCAGCUGCAGGUAGCGAAGACAAAGCAGCGCAUCGAGGAGGAGAAAAUGCAGGUCCAGGUGGUGGAGCGGACGCAGCAGAUCAUGCUGCAGGAGCAGGAGAUCACACGCAGGGAGAAGGAGCUGGAGGCCAAGGUGAUGAAACCCGCAGACGCUGAGAGGUACCGGCUGGAGAAACUGGCCGAGGCCCAGCGUCUGAAGUUGAUAAUGGAAGCAGAGGCUGAGGCCGAGUCCAUCAGGAUUAAAGGGGAGGCUGAGGCGUUUGCGGUGGAGGCCCGGGGUCGUGCUGAUGCCGAGCAGAUGGCGAAGAAGGCGGAGGCCUUCCAGCAGUACAAGGACGGAGCCAUGGUGGACAUGCUGCUGGAGCAGCUGCCUCUGAUGGCAGAAGAGAUCAGCAAGCCUCUGUGUGAAGCCCACAAGAUCACCAUGGUGUCCAGUGGAGGAGGAGAGGUGGGAGCAGCCAAACUGUCCGGAGAGGUGCUGGAAAUCAUGACCCGCCUGCCCGAGGCUGUGGAGAAACUGACCGGAGUCAGCAUCUCCCGGGUGGGCUCUCUUACACAGUGAGGAGAAUCAUCCACUCUGGUGACCAGGCAGAUCCACUCUCCUCUCCGUCUUAUCAGCUGCCUGGACUCCUGCACGAGUUCCUGCAAACAGGAAACGGCCUCAUCUGUCUUACAUCGUGUGUUAACAUGUCUCCCUCCUGUGGCUCUGUCCACACUCUGCUCUGAUGUCUCCGUGUGGUGAAAGUGACAAAACUUUCUCCUCUGAACGAUCUUGUUUUUUUCACGUUUCCUGUGUCUAAUGUGCAGCACUGUCUGGGCUGAAGUAUUGAACCACACAGGCUAAAGUUACAGUUGUUUGUACAUGACGAGCAGAAAGCAUCGAAUCACAUUACAGCCGACGUUUUUCAGUGUUCAUGCUCAUGACGGGGUUUUGGUUUGAGCAGAUUUAAAAACAAUCCACA
Labrus mixtus (cuckoo wrasse) is the source of this 1858-nucleotide messenger RNA. It is a transcript of the gene flot1a, whose product is annotated as flotillin 1a. The transcript has 13 exons. Bases 184 to 1458 code for a protein of 424 amino acids. The record is from RefSeq and is a predicted model, not a curated record. Gene Ontology annotation, cellular component: plasma membrane. Gene Ontology annotation, biological process: protein localization to plasma membrane; positive regulation of endocytosis; positive regulation of cell-cell adhesion mediated by cadherin. Lineage: Eukaryota; Metazoa; Chordata; Actinopteri; Labriformes; Labridae.